GGAGAAUCCGGUUUACUUGUUGGUGCGUUGGCGCCCACCCGACACUGUCGCCAUGGACAUAGUCGGCCUCCCACCCCCUCUGCGGACCCACGUGUUCCGCCAUCUGGCCGGCGCUGAGCUGGUGCGUGGCGGCGUGUGCGAGGUGCACCCUGACGUGGCGCUGCUGCAGCUCGUGUGCCGUGAGUUCUUGGACCAGCUCAACGAGGAGGUGGAGGACUUGUUCUUCGACGAAUCUGUCCCGGGGGCCGUCGACAAGGGGCGGCACCAGAUUUUCAAGCAGCCAUGGGCACCCACGUACCCCCGGCUGCGGCGAUUCCACGGCUCCUUCGACACCCUGGACGCCUUCGAGGUGCUCAUCGCAUUCCCGCCCCCGCCACACAUCCUCUCCGAACUCAGCCUCUCAUUCGAUCUGCCCCGCAAACCACUGGUGCAGCUCCUCACUCGCGCCACCGUCAAGAAACUCGACGCCCGGCUGCGUGAGCCAAGCGCUGCCACGGCUGCUGCUGCUGCUGGUGCAGCCGGUGCUGCGGGUGCGGGUGGUGCGAGCGACGUGUCAUCGCAGCAGCAGAUCAGCCGGGCGGUGGUGAGUGGUCCCGGGGUGGGGCGGCCGGGGUAUGCGGUGAGCGUAUGGGGGCAGCCCGAGGGCGCGGAGCAUCCCGGCAGUACUGUCGUCCCGCCCGGCGCCAUGCGGGCCAUGCGGGACGGCUCGCCACCGCCCGCCGCUGCGGGGGCUCAGAGGGCAUCUGUGGCUGGGCCGGGGACCGUCUCGCCGGUGAGCAAACGAAAUGGGACCAACCAGACCAAAAGCAUCAUUUACCUUCACUGCGUGUGGUGCGCACGUCUGUCUGGGCUGUGUGUGCUGUGCAGUCCAGCAGCAGCCCCAUGGCAAAUCGUUCGUCAUCGGUGAGCGAUGCGGCGUCGGCACCAGCGCCCGGCCCUGCACCUGGCCCUAGCUCUGCUCCUGCCCCGGAACCGGUAGCAGCACCAGCACCAGCUCCGUCGAAGGGCAGCAGCAGCAACGGCAGCAAGAAGGGUGGCAAGAAGAAGGGCGGCAAGGAGGCGGACGAGGAGGUGGAGUUCCCCGUGUGCCAACUGGAGCUCGAGGACCUCAGAUUAGCAGGUCAGCUAGUGGGGGGAGGGAGGGAGGGAGCUGCACGGUUUCAUUCAUUCGUUGCGUUGCGGUGGGUAUGUGAUGUGAUGUGAUGUGUGGUCCGGUGGUCAGAUUCGUUGGCUGACGAGACGUUGGGUUGGUUGCUGCGGAGCACGUCGGUGCUGCAGUCGAUCCACCUGCAGACGGCGCAGGGGCUGCGGUCGCCCGAGCUGGCUCUCAAGAGCGAGAGCCUGACGACCAUAUCGCUCUACUCGGUCAACUUCCUCACCGACAUGCAACUCAAGCAGGUCCGCACACAACCAAUGCAAUGAAUGAGGCACACAGACAGACACACGGAUAUCGUGUGUGGGUCCAUCCAUCCAUCCAUCCGUAGGUUGUGUUGUGUUGUGUGCUGUCCAGAUCAUGAAGGCGUGUCCUAAUGUGACGUCGCUGGAGAUCUCCAAGUGCAGGUCCAUCAACUUCAGGUGGGGAGGAUGGCACCAACACACACGCGCGUACAACGGCGCCAUUCGACUUACUUGUCUGGUGACAUGUGUGUGUGUGGUCAGUUUCCUCGAGUCGAACCCGAAGCUGGUCCGUCUGGCGCUGCUCAACACGCGGCAGCUGACGGACCAGACACUCACAGAGUUCUUCAAACACAAACCAUGUCCCGCACUCAAACAGCUCGACCUGUCCGGUAGGUGCGGUACGCACAUCACAGGCCAGGCCACACACACACAUGAGGUGGAGUGGAGUGGAUACGGAGGAGACUGUGUGUGUGUGUUUGGUGUGUGUCAGGUUGCAAGUCGUUGUUGAAUCCUGUGAUAUCUAGCCGCAGUGUGGAAGAUCUGCGGCUGCUGCACUGCCCACAGCUGCAGGACACGGCCGUGUCGGCCGCAUUCAACCACUGCCCUAACCUCAGGUGGGGGAGGGACCACACAGACACACUCACACUCACGGCUGCGUACAUCGUGAUGUGAUGCCUCUCUGUCUCUCUGUCUCUCUCGCUGUGUGUAUGUCAGGUCUGUGAAUUUGCUGCAGUCGUCUGUAGAGGUGGCGCGAUUCGCAUCCACACACCUGCACACACUGGUGGGCACAUACAUCGACUCUAAACCACGACGAAGCCAGCGAGCCGACAAAAUCGACUGUGGUCUGUCUGUCUGUCUGUGUGUGUGUGUGUGUGUGGAUGCAGGUGUUGGCGACGUGUCAGAAGUUGCGCGACGAGGCGGUGACAGACUUGUUCCGCCUCUGCCCCAACCUGCUAGCCCUGGACCUGGGACACUGCUGCCAACUACAGGUGCACUGAAAGACAGAGGCAGCCACCCAUACCACCAUGGAGGGUCUUCAAACGGUGCUGUGCUCUACUCACAACGACGUGUGUGCCUUGUCUGCUGUGGUGCGGUGUGUUGUGUUGUGCAGGAGCCCGUGAUGAGCCACCCGAAGCUCGAGAAGAUCUACCUCACCUUCUGUGUUAACAUCCACGAAAUGUACCUAUCUAUGCAUAUCACCUCAACCACCCACACGAGCACAGAGCCGGAGACGGCUUGUGUGUAUUGUGGGUUGAUUCCCUUGAUCAGAGCUGUGGAGCGUUUGUUCACGUCUUGUCCCAACUUGAAGCACGUCGAGUUGGCCGUGUGCAUGUUCGACAUGUCCAGAUUCGUCGGACUCAAGUAUGUUUGUCGCCCUCCCCAACACACACACACACACACACGGUCGCCGAUACUCUCUGUAAUCAAUCUGUGUGUCUGAUGUGACGUGUGUGUGGUGCAGGGCUGACUGUGAGGUGGUGACCAACUUCGACUUUAGCUGGAAGGGCAGCUGAAUGCCUUUACUGAGUGAGUAUAUUCGUUGUGGGCAGUGGGAGGGUAUGUUGGCAGCGAGAACAUCUUACCGCGGGCUGCUG
Molecule: messenger RNA, 2993 nt
Organism: Vitrella brassicaformis
Lineage: Eukaryota; Vitrellaceae
Source: the annotation of a GenBank genome assembly